AUGCUGUUUGGAGCAAUUGGUACUUUGAUUUCAUUCGCCGUUAUAUCAUUGGCUACAGACAGAGUUUCUUUACUUGUGGGCUUUGAUAUGCUAUGCGUUUGCAUGUCAUCAAACUCCUUUAAGAAAAUCUGUUCUCAGUCAUGGAAAACAGCUCGCAGGAAAGGCCUUCUGUUCCAUCAAUGUGCUAUCGGCCUUCUCCAGCAAAUGGAUAUUAAUCUGGCAAUUGGAGAAUAUCUUGCACUUGGAGCAAUUUUCGCUGCAACAGAUUCAGUAUGCACCUUGCAGGUCCUAAAUCAGGAUGAGACACCUUUAUUGUACAGUCUAGUCUUUGGGGAAGGAGUCGUAAAUGAUGCGACAUCCGUGGUUCUCUUCAAUGCAGUUCAGAACCUUGACCUGACUCGUAUAAACACCACUAUAGCUUUGAAGCUAUUUGGGAAUUUUUUGUAUUUAUUCAUAACAAGCACCAUAUUGGGAGUUGUUGCUGGACUGCUUAGUGCAUACGUCAUAAAGAAACUCUACGUUGGAAGACAUUCCACAGAUCGUGAGGUUGCCAUUAUGAUGCUUUUGGCAUACCUUUCCUACAUGAUAUCUGAAUUAUUCAAUUUAAGCGCUAUACUCACUGUGUUCUUUUGCGGCAUUGUGAUGUCACACUACACCUGGUAUAAUGUCACGGAAAACUCAAGAGUCACCACCAAGCACACCUUUGCCACUUUGUCAUUUGUUGCUGAGAUAUUCAUAUUUCUUUAUGUUGGCAUGGAUGCUCUAGACAUUGAGAAGUGGCGUGUUGUAAGUAGCAGCCUGAAGACAUCAAUUUCUGUUAGUGGAAUUCUGAUGGGAUUGGUUUUGGUUGGACGAGCAGCUUUCAUUUUUCCUCUAUCGUUCCUGUCUAACUUGACCAAGAAGUCUCCAUAUGAUAAAAUCGACUUUAAGAAGCAAAUUACAAUUUGGUGGGCUGGUCUUAUGCGAGGUGCUGUUUCGAUGGCGCUUGCUUAUAAACAGUUUACAAGUUUGGGACACACCAAUGUACGAGAGAAUGCUAUCAUGAUUACCAGUACCAUAACAGUUGUUCUUUUUAGCACUGUGGUGUUUGGCUUGAUCACUAAACCUCUGGUGAGGUUCUUACUAACCGAUCUGUAUGGACAAAGCAUAACCCACGGACAAACUUCAGAAGCUAGUGGAGUUGGCCAAAACGUGCCCCAUCCAAACAGUUUAUGGCUAUCCUCUCGUACGGUCCAUUAUUAUUGGAGAAAAUUCGAUAAUGCUUUCAUGCGUCCUGUUUUUGGUGGUCGUGGUUUUGUUCCUUUCGUACCCGGCUCACCAACUGAAAGAAGUGCGCAACGUUUCCCAGAAGAACUCGAAAAGCUGCAAGAACAUUGA
Messenger RNA from Fraxinus pennsylvanica, 1377 nucleotides. NCBI's taxonomy places the organism in Eukaryota, Viridiplantae, Streptophyta, Magnoliopsida, Lamiales, Oleaceae. The record is from the annotation of a GenBank genome assembly.